CAACGUUUGUGAGAAGAAAGAAACAUUACUUGCGACCAAAAACUACAAAUUCUUGAAACUAUUAGGAGUGAUACUUGAUACCAUGGGCUUACUAGAUCAUCUCUGGGACGAUACCGUCGCUGGUCCUAGGCCAGAGAACGGCCUUGGCAAGCUCCGGAGACACCAUACCUUCAGUUUCCGGGCUAGCUCCGGCAAUGAUCAAUCGGACGGUGGUAGCGUGAGAUCGUACGGUGGAGAUUCGCCGGAAGAGGCCGUGAAAGUAACACGCAGCAUCAUGAUAAUAAAACCACCAGGAUACCAAGGCGGUUCAGCUCCGGUUUCACCGGCCGGUUCAACUCCGCCAGUGUCUCCUUUCUCUGCAAACGCAGGAGGAAAGGAACCCUUUCGGUUUAGGAGAAGGUCGACGUCGGACGCGUUCGAUAAGGGAGCAGAAUCAGAGAAUGGACCAAGGAACUCUCCUCCUACUUACGGCCUGUGAUCUCUAGCUCAAAUCUCAAUAGGGAGAGAGAAGAAACUGAGUAACCCCCAAAAACGCUUUCGAUCAAGUGGUCCUUGCAUGCAGAGUUCGUGUUGCUUCCGUUUGUAGGCCAAAGAGGUUCUCUCUUUUGUUUGCGUGUAUGAGUAUGUUUUGUUUGUUUGUGGUUACGUCUCUGUUUUUCUUUUUGUAUGUCAUCUCGUUUUGGGAAUGCGUCUACGUGUCUGUACAUAUUUUGCUGCAAUGAUAAUAAAAAUGUGUAGAUGCUUAACAUCA
Brassica oleracea var. oleracea is the source of this 751-nucleotide messenger RNA. RefSeq lists its product as uncharacterized. The transcript is spliced from 3 exons. NCBI's taxonomy places the organism in Eukaryota, Viridiplantae, Streptophyta, Magnoliopsida, Brassicales, Brassicaceae. The coding region runs from base 83 to 478 and encodes 131 amino acids. The record is from RefSeq and is a predicted model, not a curated record.